Messenger RNA from Saxophila tyrrhenica, 1161 nucleotides. RefSeq lists its product as uncharacterized. Gene Ontology annotation, cellular component: cytoplasm. The record is from RefSeq and is a predicted model, not a curated record. Gene Ontology annotation, molecular function: alcohol dehydrogenase (NAD+) activity. NCBI's taxonomy places the organism in Eukaryota, Fungi, Ascomycota, Dothideomycetes, Mycosphaerellales, Extremaceae. The transcript has 5 exons. Bases 1 to 1161 code for a protein of 386 amino acids.
AUGGCAUCUGAUCGGAUCCCACAGCAGAUGAAAGCUCAGGUGUUGACUGAAUACAGUCAACCAUAUACUUUAAAAGAUCUAUCAGUUCCUGAGCUUGCGUCCGACAAUGACAUCCUCAUUAAGGUUGAUGCAGCAGGAGUAAGAGACAUCGAAGUAGCCAUAAUGGUAGACGCUGAUCAGUCACAACAGUAUUGCCACACCGAUGCCGUCCUUGCGGCUGGACAGAUGAAACCAAACCCUCCGAAGUUCCCGCAUGUUGGUAGCCACGAGUUUGCAGGUACGGUUGUUAAGACCUCAUCGUCAUCAGACAAGACGUGCCCGGUGGGGACCCGUGUUGGUGUUCCAGGCAGAGGUUACCACAUCUGCGGAACCUGCUUCGAGUGCAAGGACCCCAACAACGACUAUGCCGGAUACUCGAACUUCUGCGGUAAAGGCUUGAGCAACGGAUUGAGUAAGGACGGCGGCUUUGCCGAGUAUGCUGUCGUUGAUGCCCGACAAGUGGCGCUGUUACCGGAUGCAAUGAGUGCUGCCAACGCCGCCCCUUUGAUGUGUGCGGGAGUGACGAUAUACCGGGCUUUGAAGAGAUGCCGGUUAUCUGCAGGCCAGCGAGUAGGUAUCAUGGGAUGCGGAGGUGGCUUGGGGCAUCUAGGACUGCAGUUCGCCGAAGCGAUGGGCCUCAAAACUACUGGUGUAGAUGCGGCAGAUGGUCCUCUGAAGCUUGCCAACUCUUUGAGCUUGAAGAAUGUAAGAGUGGUAGACGCUCGCUCGACAAAGGCAGACGCCCUAGUCAAGGAGAUUGGCGAACAGGACGGCGUAGAAGAUCGGCCAAAUAUGGGCCUCGACGCAGUGAUCAUUCUUCCCGAGAGUCAAGCCAGCUUUGAGUACGGCUGCUCCAUCCUGAAGAACCAUGGCUUGUGUGUGGUAGUCAGCUUCCCGGAGGGUGGAUUCAACGUUUCGGCAAGGGACCUCGUAUUCAGAGACAUAUCUGUCGUAGGGACUCUGUUGGGCACCAACUCCGACCUUCAAGAAAUGGUGUCUUUUGCAUCGAAACACAACAUCAAGGCAAUCAGCAAGACUUACAGCCUCGCAAAACUCAACGAACUGGUGGACGAAUACAACAAAGGUGAGGGCGGCAAGCUCGUUGUUGAUAUGGCACUAUAG